Messenger RNA from Daphnia magna, 1392 nucleotides. RefSeq lists its product as uncharacterized. NCBI's taxonomy places the organism in Eukaryota, Metazoa, Arthropoda, Branchiopoda, Diplostraca, Daphniidae. The coding region runs from base 1 to 1392 and encodes 463 amino acids. The record is from RefSeq and is a predicted model, not a curated record. The transcript has 2 exons.
AUGAUGAAGAUCCGCAAUUACAACAGCGCUCACGCUUUUGCUUCGUUGGGAGCCAAGAUUUCGUCGCCGCCAGGUCGGAGACCAUACUAUGCUGCGCAGGCCAGCGAGUUCAGAGCGCAUUUCACCUCAAACGGAGAGUGCUGCAGGAAUUUGAUGGAAGAAUUGGACGCAAUGCUCCGAGAAAAUAAUCCCUACGCAGCCAUAUACAAGAUGAUGCGUCAAGUACUUGAAGAAGAGUACCGCCGAGCCCAAGAUGAGAUUCUACCGCACCAAACAGUGGGAAUGAUUAUUAGCAGUGAUCGAAGAAAUGUAGAUCAGAGACGCUACAACAACCCGACGACAAACGAGAUUGCUGUCAUUUUCAAAAGCGCAAACGGUGAGCCACCAGCGAAGAAAGAUAUCCGAGGCCAUCUCUUCAUCCCAGUCAGAGGGAGAACGAUCAUUCAGAUUGACACACAACAGCCCAUGUGCGACCCGAUGACUUAUCCCUUGCUCUUUCCCAACGGUGACGAUGGAUGGCAUGUAAACAUGCCUUAUACCACCACCACACGACGCGAAAGAGAAGAAGCAGCAGCACGGGAAAUGGAUGUGGAUGAAGAGGAAGAGAUCGGUCUCCCAAGACUGAAUGAGAUACUGCGUCGUGAAAAUCUUCCAGUACAAGCCCUAGCUGGUGAUGAAGAGCCGGUGGAAGAACUAGAACCGGAACCAGAGGAGCAGAUAGACGAAGACGAAAACGAUCCCCAAUGGUUGAAUCGUGGCCAAGAAAGACGAAAAAGGAUCACGCAAUGCGAAUUUUACAGCUCUCUCAUGUCGAUUCGGGAUUAUUUCAAUAAUGUCUUGGCCGGUGGAUCACUCACUCAACAAUGGACGGUCGAUUCUUACGUCAAGAUUGAAGCAAACCACGUCAAGUACAUCCGCGAACAUCAGGCGGAGCUUCACGUUGCACAGUACGACGGUCUCUUGGAUUACUUGCGCAAUCGAGCCGAGAGAGAAAACUUGACGGUCGGAUCGAAUCACGUCCUCCCAUCGAGUUUCAUCGGAAGUCCAAGGGCGAUGAAGCAAGCGUACCAAGAUGCAAUGGCCAUCUGCGGAAAAUUCGGCAAGCCGGUAUUUUUCCUGACGUUUACCUGCAACCCAAACUGGAGGGAAAUCACGGCCAACAUUCCCAGCCAUCUUUCAGCACCAGAUCGGCCUGAUAUAGUCGGAAGAAUUUUCCAACAAAAGGAGAUUGAGUUGGUCAACGAUAUUGAAAAGCGCCAAGUGCUGGGAUUUGUGACUGCUCGGAUACAUGUCAUUGAAUUUCAAAAGCGCGGAUUGCCACACUGCCACAUGCUCAUUUGGAUCGACGAGCGUGACGCCCCUGCUACCGCAGAAGAUGUGGAUGUUUUCUAA